Messenger RNA from Tribolium castaneum (red flour beetle), 1891 nucleotides. Its product is annotated as zinc finger protein 182. Gene Ontology annotation, molecular function: DNA-binding transcription factor activity, RNA polymerase II-specific; zinc ion binding. Lineage: Eukaryota; Metazoa; Arthropoda; Insecta; Coleoptera; Tenebrionidae. Bases 337 to 1713 code for a protein of 458 amino acids. Gene Ontology annotation, cellular component: nucleus. Gene Ontology annotation, biological process: regulation of transcription by RNA polymerase II. The record is from RefSeq and is a predicted model, not a curated record. The transcript is spliced from 4 exons.
UUUGGCGAAAGUGGCGCUUUUUCAAAUUCUGCGCCAAAAACCGGCAAAUUUUGCCCAUUUCUUGCCCAUUUUUGGGAAAUUAAUACAAUUAUGUUGCGUGUUAUCACAAAUUGUGUGUUUGUGUGCGUUUUUUGUGUCUUUUUGCCAAUUUUAUCAGUUUCGUAAUGACACUGAUAAUGGCAUAGUGUGCUGCUGUCAGCGUGAUAUUCUAGGUUAGUUUAGUUGUGGCGUCCGUCGUUAGGGGCGCUGGCGCAUCGGCGUCGUCAGCUGUCAUUUAAAAAUUGACAUUUAUGUAAAUAAUCAUCAAUAAAGCCUCUAUAAAUGUAAAAAACGGUCAUGUCGGGCUACAAACGCGUCAAUUUCUACGAAUUGUGUCGAUUAUGUGCCACAAACCAGCAAAAAGACAAAACGCACAUCUUCCAGGAAGAGGGCCGCAAAAUCCAGCUCCAAACAAAAAUCCAAAGCUGUCUCUCCCUCACUGUCUGCGAGAACGACUUUUUACCCAAAGUCGUUUGCUCCAAAUGCCUCCGAACGCUCGAAGUUUGCUAUUCGUUCCGGCAAGAGUGCGUCAGUUCCGAGAGCAUGCUCUCAAGCUAUUUCAAAAAUUUCAGGUAUACGGAGGAUUUUAAAAAAUCGGGCAAGGUCUACAUCAAGGACACGGCCACCAAGACCGCGCCCCCUGAGCCCCCAACCUUCACCGAAGUCAAACCGGUGGAAAACGUGCCCUUCUACACCCUACAACUACCGGCAAUUGUGACCAAUCAACCGGUCAAAGCGGAAAAAAUCGCCCCCAUGAUGGGGGCCAUCAAAACAGCCCCCCGAAACGAAAUGAGCAACGUGGUGGUGAACGCCAACGGCGAAGUCCUAAAUAUCGCCCAAUUGGUUGAUUUUGAAUCGCUGAUUAAUCAAGCCGGCUUGCAACAACAAAAGAAAUGCGUCACCAAGGCGACUAAGAAAGACAAGGAGGACCCGAUUAUUAAAAUUGAUCUCACAACGACCAGCGAAUCAAAUUAUGACACGGGUCAAAAAAAUAAAAAUCCAAAUAAAUUCGCAUACGCGAUCAAAGUCGAAGAAAAAUUAAAUAAUCCAUCGGUGAUUUUCAAUAAUUUGCCCGAAUUUAAUCAAAAUGCUGCGUUCAAUGGUUAUAAUAAUAGUCUGUACACCCCUGGUGUUGUGGCGACACCUAGCGUUGUUUGUAAUACAGUGGAGCCAUCUACUGUUAAUUUGAACGUAUUAAGCCAGGAUUUGAACCAGCCAGCGGCGCAGCCCUACCAACAUAAAGUGGUGGCCGAAGAAAUGGCCCCAACUCAGGUGAAUAACAACAAUCAAAUAAUCAAGUCGCACGUGUGUGAGAUUUGUCAGAAGAGUUUCAAAAGAAGGGAACAUUUGUACCAACAUGUUAAGUUACAUACGGGUUUUCGUCCGUACACUUGCGAGAAUUGUAAUAAGAGUUUUAUGCGCAAGGAGCAUCUCCUAAGGCAUAUGACGUCACACAGUGGGCAGAAAAAUUUUACGUGUAAUAUUUGCGAUAAGAGUUUUUCGCGCAAUGAUAAUUUGCUGAAGCAUAAGAAAACGCACGAUAAACAGGCGAGUUAUACGUGCGAUAUUUGCCAGAAGCAGUUUGUGAUGAAGCACUAUUAUCUGGCGCAUAAAUUGACGCAUGAUAGCGAUAGGUGUAGUCUGGCGAAUGUUUGGAAUGUGUUAAAGACGUAGAAAAAAGCUUUAAUUGUAUAAUCUCAAGGUACAAAACUUAGUAUUGUUUUUAUUUAUUUAUUUAUUAGGUGCGUAACGACCAAUGAAAUUAAAAAGCUAGUCCUUUUAUUUAUUACUAUCAUAAGGUUUUUUUUGUAAAUAUGAUGUGUUUGAGUUUAAUAAACUAGACUGAAAAUUA